Ostrinia furnacalis (Asian corn borer) is the source of this 6071-nucleotide messenger RNA. It is a transcript of the gene tipE, whose product is annotated as temperature-induced paralytic E. Gene Ontology annotation, molecular function: sodium channel regulator activity. The record is from RefSeq and is a predicted model, not a curated record. NCBI's taxonomy places the organism in Eukaryota, Metazoa, Arthropoda, Insecta, Lepidoptera, Crambidae. Gene Ontology annotation, cellular component: plasma membrane. The transcript is spliced from 4 exons. Bases 368 to 1357 code for a protein of 329 amino acids. Gene Ontology annotation, biological process: regulation of sodium ion transport.
CGCAGUCACGACGCGUCCCCGUUCGCCGUCGAAAAAGAAACCAAAGACGUUUGAAUUUGCGACAUAAUGGUCCAGUUGUGAAUAGUAAAGUGUAUCACUGCAUGUGCAAUACAACCUCCGCGAAGAUCUGAGAAAUUUAUAUUUUAUCACGGUAUUUAUAAAUAGUGCCUCAAAAAACUCAAACACUAAGUACACCAGCCCUAAAAUUUUGCAGAUACAAAAAAUGUAAAUAACGAACUGUGACAACACCAAAAGAACAAACAUCGGUUUAAACAACGGAGUCAUAAGAUGUCAUGAAACUUCAGAUGACAUGACGCAGCCCAGCUAAAACGAGCGCUAUGGUCACUACUAAAGUGCCCACGCCAACAUGGCCGAUGAAGAGAAAAUCCCCCCAACUUUUCUUGAGAAACUUCUCUUCUACACCACAGCAAGCUUCGUUCUUCUCGCCAUAUUCAGCCUGUUUGCCUUCCUAUUCUUAGUACCGUUUGUGAUCGAGCCGGCGUUCACGACUAUAUUCAUGCAAUUUGAUCCAGUAGCAGCGUUAUGCGUCACAGCCAAUGUGAAGCAUUUGUUUGGGGUGAGUAACUGCUCGUGGGCCUCCUGCAGGGAGGGCUGCACCAAAGACCUGUACGACUGCACUCAAAUCCGAGUCAACUACAAACUUGGGUACGCUGCCAACAUCACCGCAACCGAAUACGAAAAUUUGAUCAGAGUUGAACGGGCACUGAGAAAGGACUACGAGUACGAGAACUACGAGACUGCUGCUGACAAAAACUAUCCAGAUAUGGCUGAGGAACAAGACCUGGCUGACGUUCCACCUACAGGUCUCCAAGGAAACGAUUCAGAGUGGUACUUCACAGGGGCACGCCUGUUCCCCAACGUAAAAGGAUGUGGUUACCCACCAAUUUUGAACUGCACCAUAUUCUAUGGAAAAUACCGACCAAUAGGCACCAACUACACGUGCUACUAUAGCAGAGUAGACCCAGGACUGGUGAUCACUGAACUGGAUAUGUGGCAGAAUACUUUGAAUUUGGUGUAUGCUAUGGCUAUACCAAUACCUUCGUUCUUUAUUUCGGUGAUAUACUUAACUUUUGCAUACUUUAAGAUCUAUAAUACUGAGGAGGAAUCUGAGCAAGCUCCUCUUAAGAAUGAUGCAGAGGCGAUGGCUACUGGUGAUGACGAGAAGCCAACGACUCCUGGAUCUGACACGUUCAGGGAAGACCUGGCUUGCUUCGGGCACCAGCUGAAGAUGCAGCUAGCCAAUGAGAAGCCGAAAGAAGGCUUCGAGUCCAACAGUCCACCUAUCUCCAACUCGGCAUCACUGUCUGGGACCAAGUCAUCAUUCGUGAACGCCUAAUGUGAAAAACGACAUUAUUUACACAGAGAUGACAGGGAUCCUGAAGAUUCGGAUUUGGUUAUAAAGUGCAUCACGAAUCAAGGUGAACAAUGGAAAAAUAACUUUUUGAAAGAUAAUGUGUGCUCUCUUGUGAUUUUAUUAAAAGAAGUUGAACGCAAGUCCUACUUACACGAGAAAAGUGAAUAAUUCAUGAAUAUUAGCAAAAAAGUUCGUUAAGACGGAAAAUUGGCGAAAGAGAAUUUUUAUAAAGCGUUGUGAAAUUAUAAAAUAUAAUAUUGAGAAAACAAUUUCUGGCAAUAAUUUCUGAUUAUAUCUGAUACAAACGAUUUGCCGUUAAGUAAGUCUUGAAUUUAAUCCUUUGCAUUGGGAGUUAUUUUUAAGCUACUAUUUUUUAAAAUGUGUUUUUUUUUUAGUAAGUAAGAAAGGAAAACCCAUUUAAACACAAACUUAAGUUAAUUAAGUUAAUUAAAUUCGCUAUUAAUUGAUAUAUUGCUCAAAUCCGCGCGAUUUUUAUUUCAGAAAUUAUUGCGAAGAAAUCCAGUUGAUAUUAGAUAAUAAAGAAUUUUAUCUCCUAUAGUGAAUAAAGAAAUGAAUAAGAUUUUAAUACGCUCGUAUGCUAAAAGUGUCAAAUGCACGCGUGCUGUUAAUAUAUACAUGAAUAUAUUGUAUAUUACGACUUAUCAUAAAGCUGUUUACAAAAAAAAAUGUUAAUUUUGAAAAGCAAUAGUUAGAAGUUCAUUGAAAAUUAUGAGGAGACAGUUAUUAUAUUAAAAAUAAAAUUAUUAGUACAUCGACUACAUUAUAGUACCUAAUAAUCCCAUGUCAAUAAUCACGAUAUCAUUUUAAUUCUAAGUAAUAAUUUUAAUCAGUUUAUAGGGAUUUAGGAAUUUAAUUUUCUUAGAAGAUUCCAUAGAUGUAUUUUUAAAUUAGUGUGGCCUCCUGGUUUUGGGUGUUUCCUAACACAAUUAAUUGUAAUGAGAGUAUUGAAGAUUUUAUUAGCCACCAGGGCGGCGCCACUGUGGCGCAAUAUUAAUUUUUAUUGUCCUUGGUCAUUAUGGAAAUUAUUGAUUUGUGAAACUAGAAGUAAGGCUUUAGCCUGUUCUUUGUGAAACUUUUUUAAAAGGCAGACCAAGGCAACAAAGAGAAGAGAUUUAUUUGGUAUGUUAAAAAUUUUAUUGGCCCCAUAGAAAUCGAACGGCGUGAGAUGGUUAGUAAUUCGUUUGAAAUCUAACAGCUCGUAUAAUGAAUGCGUGGAAUGGAAACGUUUAAAAUAAUCCUAGCCAUCGCUGUAGGCGAUAUCGAUUCUUCCGUCCCAUACCAAUUCUAUUUAAAAAUUCAUUAAUAUUAUUGUCCAAGUCGAACCGAACCGUGUAUCGCAACAGAAAUAGAAAUCAUUACCUAAUCGAUAUCUCACGUACGUCCCUAACCAUUUUGGAAGUCGAUUGAUGUAAUUUUUAUAUAAGAAUUUAAUUCUUGUAUAAGACUUGUAAUGUGCGUAAAAUUUUGUGAUAUAAAAACGUCGACUCGAUAUGCUUGUGUGUGUGGAGGAUUUUUGUUUUACAUUUAAAAAUAUAAAAAGGCUUGUGAAUUACUAUCGUAAUGCUUAAAUUAACCCAACGAGACAUUUUAACUCGUUUUUUUUAUAAUUUCAAAUUUUUGUGCUGUAUUCUGGGACCAUUUUUCUGGAAGGUUCCAACUUCUGUAAAUAACAAUCACUGUUUAUUGUUUAAUUAAUUUGAAAUGUACGUACGCUAUUGAAAAAUGAAUAAUUAUUGUUGGAUUCUAAUUCGAAGAGUAUAUGAGAAUGCGAAAAAUUAAUAAAUUAUUUAUUAUCCACUUAGACUGGAAAUGUUAAGAUCUAGUUAGAUAUCGCUAAAACCUACGCACAUGUUUAGAAUUAAUAUUCGAAGAUUAAAGUACUUACAUAAUUUAAGAAAAAGUCGUUCCACAUCCAUAAAUAGAGGUUGAAGUUUAAGUUUUGGGUUUUAUUUGGUCGCCUAUUAUUUAUCUAGCUAAGAGGAAAGUAACCAGAUUGGUUAAAUAAUGUGCGCUCAGAUAUUAACCACCCAAUCAUCGCUGGAUCUUAUUACUUUUAACCAAUUAAGAUUAUUGAUCUCAUGUCAAACACUUUAUUAAAUUAUUAAAAGGAGUAAGCAAUAUUGUUUACAUUACAUUUUUACGCAUUUGUAUAUUUUAAUUCAGUGGAAAAUUCUUUAGUUUAUAAAUGACGAGUAGUACUUAACGUUUUCAUGCCCUACAAAUUUAAUAUUAUUAUUUUUACUGUGCCUCUGUAAUGAUACCUCAAGUACCUAACCUACCCUUAAUAUACAAAAUAUAAUUUUAUUCUUUAAAGUACGACUAAAUAAAUAAUUAAAAAUAUUACAGCUUUAGAAAUAAGUGAAAAGCAAUUUAUAAAAUAUCAUUGUAAUUUAUUGUCAAAUUAUUUUAGAAUAUAAAUGUUAUAAAUUAUUUUAUUUUCCCUAUUGACGUCUGAAUUUGGUUGUGUAUGUUUAAUGUUUAGAAAUUUUAGUGUAAAGAUGUAAUUAUUAUUAUGCCCAAAGUUGCAGUUAAUAUGUUAAGGAUAGAAUGCUUUAUGUGAUGAAACCACUAUAUUAAAAUUUAAUGUAAUUCACUUUGCUUAUGCAUAUUGAUGAAUAUCAAACGCAACAAAACAAAAAGAAACCAUGAAAAAAGUAUUAUGUAAAAGGAAAAAUAAAGUUCACGCUUAUGUACAAAAAUCUAAAUUUUGUUUAUUUGCGUUUGUUGUUCAUCAAUGAAAAUAUUUACCUACGUUAUAUUUACAUUUUCAAUAUAAGUGUCAGCUUUAUACAUUUGAAAUCACAAUUUUUUCGUGUGAUAAUCGUGGCGUGAUGUAUAAAUUGUACGUAAAAUAUAAUUGCAAUAAUUUUCACAACGGUAUUAUACAUAAGUUUGAUGUCAGAGUAUUAUGCUUAUAGAAUUUUUAUUUAAAUGUUGUAAUUACAUUAAAGAGUUUGAAGAAUAUCAGAGUUGAUGAGAGAAAUGACAAGCAUUUUUGUCAAAUUUGUUAACAUUUUGAAAAUCUGUCACCAAAAUGUAACACCUGUAUGUAUAAAUGUAACAAAAACUGAAAUUAAAAUUCAAUCAUGCUUGUCAUUUAAAAUAUAUUUAUUUGGACUGAAAUGACUGCUAACUUAAAGCUUUUUGGCUUGUGAUUGUAUGUGUUGAAUGUAUAUAAAAUAUAUAAAUGAGCAAAAUUAUAUGUAUUUGACAGUUAGGUAUUUUGUAAACGUUGGAACAUACAACAUUGUUCGAGCUGAAAAUAAAAUUAUCUUACAGACAUCAAAUGCGAGACUUGACAUCAUGAUAAUAUUCAAAACAAAAAAUUGAUGUUUUGUGUAGAUGAAAGUCUAGCUAACUAACUUCGCACUGAAUUUAAUCUGAAAUCUAAGUAAAUCAGUCUGAGGUAGCAGUAGUAGGCAUAAUAUUUGUAUGAGCAAUUGCACUCUGUGAAAACUCUUAUUAAAUUAUCCAAUCCAGAUUUACGCCCGUAUUCACAAGCAAUGCUUGCUUAUGUGAAGCAGCAAAUCGAUCGCACAGCGUUGAAUAGAGUUCUGUGAUUGGUCCGUGUGUCACCCUGUGCGUCCACUCGCACUGUUCAACCUCAUAGUAAUGUUUGUGAAUACGGGCGUGAAUUUAGUGCGUAAUCGCUCUUAAGAUUAUCAUGCUUUCACUGUUACAGUUGUUUCAUGAGCAUUUCACUGAAACCAGAAAUUGAUGAAGAGAUCCGAAGACACGGAAAUAUCCUUAGUUAGGACCUAUGUUGUAUGUUCAAUCAUUUUACAUGUACUUACCUAAGCUAUAAUUUUCAUCCACUUAGAAGUACCUACUUAAGUAAAUCAACUCCAUAUUUGUUUCAAAUUACUAGGGAUAUGACUCGUAAAAGGUGUAGAGGUAAGAGCAAAAACUAUUAGUAGUAAAUCGCGUAAAAGACGGUUAUACACGAGCGGGUUAUGAAAGAAAGAUAAAUUCUUAAUUAUAGGAUUUUCUUUAUUACCACCACAGUCAAUAUGUAGAGUCAAAAUUAUAUCUUGAAAAUAAAAGACAAGGAGAUAUUGACUCAUUGUAUUACAGGCUUUACUACAAGCAUUAAUGCAUGAUAAAUUAAUGUAAAGAUAAACAACUGUAAAAGGCAGAUGGAAAAAAUGGUAGUUUCUUAAUGUCCCCAUUGGCGCCCAAACGAUGCAUCAUCUUAGAAAAAAGUGGAAGGUUCUUAGAGGUUACGAAAGUCACACCACCACCAGUGGGUCUAGACAAAGUGCAAAUUAUAAUCGCAAACCAGUCGAAAAGUGGUCGAAAAGCCCCUUUUUUGCAUGGAGUUUUGACAGAUUCGAUUUUCGAUUCGAUCAAAAAGUGCGUUUUGUCUAAGGGGGCAGGCAUUCAUAGACGUUUUUCGAUUUUGUUAGUGUUGGUGUAAUUUUUUCCACUCUUUUUUCAAAAAGUUCGUUCCAUCGUUUGGACGCAAAUAGGGCUGGCCACAUACAGAUUUUUUUAGCUAAAAGUUUUUUUAUAUAAAAGACGCUCGUGUAUAACCAGCUCAGCAAAGUGUGGAGCUAUUUCUCUUGCUAAAGCGUAAAGUUUUUAAGUCUUGGCCCUGCACUCGUGCGUACCGAAGCGUUCUAUCAUUUGGAACUGUUGCCUUAUGACCGAUUUUGUACAUAAAGUAAAUAAAAAU